AUGAUAAAAAAUUUGAGUUUAACUUUUAAUUCUUUAGAAAUGGAAUAUGCUUAUCGUGAAUGGUCAUUUAAUAAUAACCAUCAUCGCUUUCAAAUAUUUUUUAGUUUUAUAGGAGGAUAUUUAAUUGUGAUGAUCAUUAAAUUUAAUAGCACAAAUACAUUGCUCCCUUUAAUUAUUUCAUGUAUAAGUUUGUUUCUAGAACUUACUCUUCUAUUCUUCAUUAGAAAGUAUAAAGAAAAGGUUGAGAUAAUAAUGACAAUGAAUCAAAUACUAUUAUCUGUGAUUUGUGAGUUUUAUCGAAUAUUUGCGCAGAAAACAAAUCUCUGGUAUUUAGGUUAUAGCCUUGCUUCUAUGAAAUUAAGUAAAUAUUUUUUAUUUUAUUUUAGUAAUUUUUGCUAGAGGCAAUAAGUUUAUUGUAUAAUCAGGUGUAUAGGUGAUGUGUCAAUGUUGCUCAUUUAUUUUUAUGGAAGAAGAAGAUGUUUACUAAUUAGUAGCUCAUAAUCUAUUAACUUUUCUAUUGGUUAUGUUUAGAUAUUAACUUGAAUUAAUAAAUCGAAAAUAUUUUAUUGCCAGUCAAUCCUAAUCUUAAUAUGAAAAUUUAAUAUAAGAUUUGCUUCCUUCUUGGGUUGUUAUAGUGAAAUAUGAUAAAAUGCAAGGGUAAUUAAGUUUAGACAAAAUCAAUAAAAAUAUGUAAAAUAAAUUUAACAUUAUGGAUGAUAAAUGUUUUAGAGAAUUCUUAAGAAAUUUAAAAGUAUUACCAUAUGAAUUUGAAAGAUAGAAUUUAUAAUUUAUUAAACUUGAACAUACACUAAUUCGAUAACUUUAAACAAAUAAAGAUGAUUAGACUGUUGAAAGAUAUCAUGCAUUUAUGGAUAAAAAGGAUAGUAAAAUUAAAUAAUAAAAAUUUAAAAUUACAUAGGUUUUUUUUAAAACUUUUGAACCUUCAAUUAUACUCCUAUUUGAAGAAAUUAAAGAGGAUAAAUACGAUUAAUUNUACUUAGAAAAGUAUUGA
Messenger RNA from Paramecium pentaurelia, 1012 nucleotides. NCBI's taxonomy places the organism in Eukaryota, Ciliophora, Oligohymenophorea, Peniculida, Parameciidae. The record is from the annotation of a GenBank genome assembly.